AACAAAUAAAGGGGGAAAAAGAAUCGAGCUCUUCCGUGGUUGCGAGUUAACACCUCAUCUGGAACACAUUUGGCUCUAGUCCCGGCAGAUUUUACCUUCUGCAUCCAAAAGAAAUCAAAACCCUUCUUUAUAGCAACCAAUUCUUUGCAUCACCAUCACUUUGUUGCAACCAUUAGUAAGAAUUUUCUGUCAAUCCGUUCAAAUGUUUCCCAAUCUUUAGUCAAUUCAUGUGAUGUUCUUUAUCCGGUGCUUUUUCUGGCCACCAUCUGUUCAUGGGUUUCUUUUCUUGCACCAUGCUCUCUUGUUCCAAUUCAAUUUCCCCAUACACCCAUGAAAUCACAAGAACCCAUUGCUUCCCUUUCUCGAAAAACUGGUCGUCUCAAAUACCCAAAAGUCUUGUCUCUCAAAAGCUCCAUUUUUGGCCCCCAUUGGUCUCCGCAAGCGCAGAGAAGACCGGGAAAGUUGAAAUUGGAGAAGAAGAAAAAUCCAAGUUUAAGUGGGUAGAGAUAGGCCCUGAGAUUACGGGAGCCCAAAAAAUUGCCAUUUCUCAACUCCCACCAAAGAUGAGCAAACGGUGCAAGGCCCUCAUGAAGCAGUUAAUUUGCUUCUCUCCUGAGAAGACCAGCAUUUCUCAGUUGUUGGCUUCCUGGGUGAAGAUUAUGAAGCCCAGUAGAGCUGAUUGGCUCGCUGUUAUCAAGGAAUUGGCAAAGAUGGAUCAUCCAAUGUACUUUGAGGUUGCAGAACUUUCCCUCCUAGAAGAAUCAUUUGAAGCCAAUGUUCGUGAUUAUACAAAGAUAAUUCAUGGCUAUGCAAAGCAAAACAGGCUGCAAGAUGCUGAAAAUAUCCUAUUGGCCAUGAAGGGAAGGGGCUUCCUUUGUGAUCAGGUUACCCUGACUGCUUUAAUUCACAUGUAUAGCAAGGCUGGCAAUCUUAAAUUGGCUGAAGAUACAUUUGAUGAGAUGAAGCUGCUUGGUGUGCCGCUAGAUAAGAGAUCAUACGGGUCAAUGAUCAUGGCCUAUAUUCGAGCAGGGAUGCUUGACCGGGGAGAGAAUUUGCUAAAAGAAAUGGAAUCCCAACAGAUCCCUGCUGGAAGAGAAGUUUAUAAAGCACUGUUGAGGGCAUAUUCCAUGAUUGGUGAUAGUGAAGGAGCUCAAAGGGUAUUUGAUGCAAUUCAAUUCGCUGGCGUUAGUCCUGACAUCAAGUUGUGUGGUCUCCUCAUAAAUGCGUAUGUGGUGGCAGGUCAAAGUCUGAAGGCUUCUAUGGCAUUUGAAAAUCUGAGACGGGCUGGUCUUGAACCCAAUGAUAAAUGUCUGUGUCUGAUGUUGUCUGCUUACGAAAAGGAGAACAAGCUUAGCAAAGCACUGGAUUUUCUGAUAAAUUUGGAGAGCGAUGGUAUCAUGCUCGGGAAAGAAUCUUCACAAGUACUAGUUGGGUGGUUCCGAAGGUUAGGAGUGGUGGAAGAAAUCGAGCUUGUGUUGAAAGAAUAUGCCUUAAAGCAAGUCAAAUGCAAGGAACCUGCUCUCUAGUUCUGCUUGAAGCUCUGUUCUCUGUUGUCUGCUCAAGAAACAUAUGUUUCCGUAACUUGCGCCCUUUUUGUUAGAGGCAUCUAUCCAGCAAUGAACGUUUGUUGUUGCUUGCAACCUGCGAAGCUUGUUGAAGAGUUUGUUAUACUCCUGCCUAGAACUGGAAAUCGUGCUGUUUCCUAAUGGGAUAUAUGCUGCUACCAGUACAAUGAAACUGACUUUUACUUGAAUGAUGGUGCCCAACCAAAGAAGAUGGAGAACAAUUUGUAGAUAUGAUCGGAACUGUUGUACUGAUUAAUGUGGAGAUUCCAAUUAUGGUACUCGAUUUUAGCUUCGAGGCCAGCUUUGUGCCUGUGAUUGAUGAAAAUUUUGAUUGCACUUCUUCUU
Molecule: messenger RNA, 1910 nt
Organism: Diospyros lotus (date-plum)
Lineage: Eukaryota; Viridiplantae; Streptophyta; Magnoliopsida; Ericales; Ebenaceae
Product: pentatricopeptide repeat-containing protein At1g01970
Exons: 4
Coding region: 273-1526 (417 amino acids)
Molecular function (GO): protein binding
Source: RefSeq, a predicted model, not a curated record